AUGAAGUCCUCCCUCCAUUGUUUUGGGGUGGGUGUCGUCUUAUUGUCGCUGGCUCCAUCCACCCUGUCGUUCUCCCGUGGUGCCAACCACGCCUCCUGUCAGGAAAUGACUCCCGGUCACAUCCGCGCUCAACCCCAGGACCCGCAGCGCAGCCACGUCACUCUGCGCACGUCCGCCUCUUCGUACCUACCGGGGCAGUUAGUCACAGUAACUGUUCGCAGCUCUCGGGACUUCAUGGGCUUCCUGCUCCAGGCUCGCAGUAUGGAGGGUACAAGGGAGGCUGGAGCUGGGGCCGGGGUAAAGGCCAGGGCCAGAGCUGGAGUUGGAGCUGGGGUAAAAUCUAUGAGAGUGGGACCAGUACUGGUGGGUGGCUCCUGGACCCUCACUCCCCCCGGCACUCACAGCCUGCGCUGCCUCUCGGAGGGUGACACCCUCACACACUCUGACAAACAGCCAAAGAGAAACCUCUCGUUUGUGUGGAGGGCUCCUGAUACACCGAUGGGAGACAUACGGUUCUACAUCACAGUGGUGCAGUCCUACUUUGUGUACUGGGCAGGUAUUGAGUCUGCAGUGGUGCGUGAUGGGAGUCGUAGUCCUUGGAGUGAAAGUAACAUCACAGGGGUGGAUGAAGGGAGUUCAAUUUUUGCAGUGCAGGAGGAUAAAGUUACUGCUCCGCCAGGCACUGCUUCUUCUCCCAAGCCUACUCAUCUGACUAACCUUCACUCUUCAGCCUCUUCUUCCACCCAUACUUUGCCUUUCUCUUCCAUUAGCUCUACCACUCCCCUUUAUCCUUCUGGAGAUUCAACCCUGGUAUCCAUACGUCCAACUUUCAGGUCAAAAUUACUCACCCAUUCCUCUUCCUCCUCCAUGAGAAACCAACCAAAAACAGCUCCAGUGCUUUCUGCUCUUCCCUCUCCUUCCCCGAUAUCUAUUCCUCCUCAUUCUCCCCCUGCCCAUCCUUCCUCUGCUUCCCCCAGGCCAUCCUCCUUUACCUCCUCUUCAAUACCUUCCUCUAGCUCCUCCAACUAUCCAUCAUCAGCUUCCCUCUUUUCCCCAGUCCCUGUAUCUACAUCUUCUCCUUUUGAAUCUCCCCAAUCCACCACAUUUUCCUCACCCUCUUCUUCCAACAUCUUCCCAUUCCUCUCCUCCUCAUCCUCCCUCUCCAUUGCCUCAUCAACCUCUUCACUUUCUUCUACUUAUUCUCCCCCUUCACCUCCUCCUUCUUCCUCACCUACCUCUACUUCUAACUCAACAUCUUCCCUCUCACUGGGUUCCUCAUCUUCUUUCAUCUCAUCCGCCACCUCUUCUUCUUUCAUACCCUCGCAGUCUACCUCCCCUCACCCAGGACCCUCUCCAGCUCCCCGUCGCUCUCUCUACAACCCCUUUACAUCCUCUUCAUUGCCUUUUCCCUCCCAGAAACUCACUUUAGGUCAGAGGUUGCUAAUCCAGAACCCCAUUGCAUCAUCUGACCCUGAGCCCAACCUCAACCCACCAACACCAAGUUCAGUGGUUCACCCAAACCCUGUACCCCAUCCAAACCUUGUACUAAAUGCUGGACAUGAAUUAAAACCAAACCCUCCCGAGAGUGAUACCAACCCUAAACGUCCCUCCAAUCCCUCUAGAACUCCAGACAAAGAAGGGAAGUAUCCAGACAUUAUCCCUAGACACAGUACCUGGGAGGUGGGCAUGCUGCUGGGCUGCUCAGCUGGCCUGGGCAUGGUGCUGGUGGUUGGGAUAAGGUACGUGUACCAUCAGACCUGUGGCAAACGGACAGAGGUGACACUGAAUGACAGGGAGAGAGAGUAUGGAACAGGAGAGAGAGGGCUGAUCCAUGUCCAGGAGUGUGGAGAUUUGGUCAGAGUGCGGAGAAUCAGAGAGAACAGUUUUGUGCUUCUGGCAGAGUAUGAUAUUCUAGCAGCACCUGGAGACUGAAAUACAUAUAAACAGAUUUAAGUUUAAGAUACUUAACCAAAAUAUUUCUUGAAGUCAGAGCUGCUGUGAGGGCAGAAAUAAUCUACUGCUUAAGGCUAACUGAGUCAAAGAGAAAAUACAAGACAUUAGCGAAACAAGUUGAUAUUAUGAAGUAUAGCAUUCUAUUACUAAUUGUAAAACAUAGCAUAAAUACACAAAGUAACCUCGGUUAUUGAUAGCUAGUU
This is a messenger RNA of Thunnus maccoyii (southern bluefin tuna), 2156 nucleotides long. Its product is annotated as reelin domain-containing protein 1-like. Gene Ontology annotation, molecular function: oxidoreductase activity, acting on metal ions. The transcript has 4 exons. Lineage: Eukaryota; Metazoa; Chordata; Actinopteri; Scombriformes; Scombridae. Bases 1 to 1932 code for a protein of 643 amino acids. The record is from RefSeq and is a predicted model, not a curated record.